GGAGGAAUGGUGAAUGUUUUUGAGAGAAGGCAGUGGUUUGUUUGGGUCGAAUCUGGGUAACAAGUUUGCCUAUUUCUUGAUAUUUUUCUACGAGAUGGGUGCAAUUUGUCAAAAGCCGCGUACUCAGAAGCAAUAUAUAAAUAGUAGAAAGGCCAAACCCUACUCUUAGGAGAGAUCUUGUUGAGGUUCCAAAGGACGAGUGAUUUCUCUAGUCUUUUUCUGCUGAGUUUUUAUUUCUUCCAAUUAAAAAAAAAUAUACAAAUUGAAGACAAAAUACUGAGAGUAUUUGUCAUUUAGGUUUUCAAGAAAAAAUAAUUAACCUUUCUAAAAUUUGUCUCUUGGUCAAAUAAAAGUGCCAGAUUUGUCUUUCUUCUCUGUCUUUAUCUCUUCAUCUAUAUCUAAAUAGUUACUACAUCUUUUUUGAUUAAAAAAUUAAAAUGGAUCCGUCUGGUUCAGAUAAUUCUAUUUCUAAAAAUAUAUCUAUCCCACAAUGGAUGAGACCACGAAUGCAAGAUGGGUUUGACACAGAAAUCAGCUCAAUUUCACCCCCAAAUCAGGAUGAUUCAUUCUUCUAUAUACCAUAUUCAAAGUUAACAAAAGCCAACCCGCCUGGACCAGCAAUAGCGUGUACAUCAAGUGAAAAUUCACCCUCAAUUGGCACCUUUUCGGGAAGUGGAGCUUCUGGCUCCAGUUCCUUGGCAAACAAGCACACCUCACCUUGUUUGAAAUUCCUUGGAGAAGGAAAAAAUAUGGACAUUGCAGAUUUGACAGGAUUCUCAAAAGAUGACAAAAAGAUAUCCAAGCCAGUCAAGUCUUUUGGUACAGAUGAUGGGUUUAAAAGUGAAGCAGCUCAGUGUGGCCAUUCAGUUGUGCAGGUGGCACAGCAGAUGAUUGCAGAUCGGUUGAUUGGACGUCCUAACAAGUUUCACAAUGACAGUGACAAAAACAAUCUUGGUGAUCCUGAAAUCCAAUACUUAAAGCAGCGGGUUCGACGUGGGAGCAAAUCCUUGCCAGCCAGCCCCUUGUCAACACCAGAUUCAACCCCACAGAUUCAUCGCAAAAACAGAUUUUUUACUGGAGCAUUUGUUGAAACUCCUGAAGAAUCCUCAAGACAGUUCCCAGGCAGUUGGUUGGUGGCAGGGUUACUAGGGGUGCAACGAGAAAACUUCAGUGAAAGCCAAAAUGACUUGGCAUCGGACAGCAACAAUAAUGCAAGUCUUCAAACAAAGAAGGCACAUUCUCCUGAUGCUCUCCGUCGCAACAAUUCCUCUUCAAUGAUUUUACAGUCUUUGGACAAAAGUAAAUCUGAAACUGGAGGCGAAGGAAAAGAUAAGAAUGCCUCCCAUCUUCACGAAUCGAGGUCCGCAGCAUCUCUCAUCAAGAUUGGCAAUGCUGGAACAGACAAUACCGGGAAGAAACCUCGACCCAAACCCUCAGAACUACGGGAAAUGAACUUCUGGUCUCCCACAUCCAUGUAAAUUUAAAAAAAGCAGACUAGUAACAGUGGCUAUAAAAGUGUUGUUGUGACUAUCCUUGUAAUGUUUGAAAGAACUAAAAAUGACAAAUGGAAAAAGUAUUUUAGAUAAGGUUUUUAUUUUCUAUACAUUUUAUUUUUGUUCCUUUAGAAAAGGAUGAAUUUGCCAAGUGAAAACACAGACAUCUAGUACUCCCCUGCUUGGCAAUGUGCUUAAAGAGCUGUAACUUACAGCACUUAUAUUUUUGCUUAUUUUGUGUUAUUGCUUUUUACAGUUUUUGUUACUCUCUAAGUGCAUUAAAUGCACUCUAAUCGUAUUGGCUUCUCUUAUACCCUGCUCUUCAUCUAAUGACAUGAAGUACUUAAGUUUACUCUGGGCUGCUGUGACUUCUUUUGACCAUUGUAAGGUCUGUUUUUGUUCUCUCCAAUUUUCGUAAGUUGAUGUUUUUAGUGAAAGAAUAGUUAAACUUAAGAAUCCUGAGCUCAUUUACGUCCUAGGGCCUUAAGUAAAUCUUGCUGUUUUAUUUUUUGACUGUACUUCGACAUGUCAUUCUAUAUGUGUAGCUUUUGAAAUUUUUGUUUUGUGCCCGUGCAUUGCUCUCAUGCGUGUUUCCCUCUAUGUGUAUCCAUCAUUAUUUUUUUCUCAUAUCUUCUAUUCUGUUAGUAAAGUUAAUUUACAAGUCUAUUGGUGUAGGUGUUCCAUCUGUGUAAGAUUGAUAUUUUAAUAUCUUAAAGUACAGGACCUACUUUGCAUGCUACAAAGCUUUAGAAAGUUAAGCUAUCUUUGAAACUCAACCCCUCCCAAGAAAACCAUUUUAACUUGCCAGGGUGCUAGGAAGCUAUCAUAACUUGCACUGCACUAGAGAGACUGUCUUAACUGGGAAAAGAUAGGAUGGUUUCAUUUGGAGGGGUUGAAAUGUUUCUAUUCUAUUUGUUUCUCAAACCCUGCACUUAUGCAAGAGAUGCAUACGAUAAGUGCUGGUGUCCUGGAUACCGAAUGAAUGCAUUCAGAGUAAUUGGUUCAUAGAAGGUCCAUUGGGCCACAGGAAUAAAAAGUAGCUUCAGAUAA
Messenger RNA from Thrips palmi, 2543 nucleotides. RefSeq lists its product as uncharacterized. The transcript is spliced from 7 exons. NCBI's taxonomy places the organism in Eukaryota, Metazoa, Arthropoda, Insecta, Thysanoptera, Thripidae. The record is from RefSeq and is a predicted model, not a curated record. Bases 438 to 1478 code for a protein of 346 amino acids.